AUGUCGACAAACCCCCCCAGCGAAGCAGACAUAAUCUUCAACCGCGCCAACAUCGCCUUGGCCCGCAGCCAACGCCUCGUCGCAUCAUGGCUUCCGCCGCGAACGAGCACAUCCGAACCCACUGAGUCUGGAGGGGAUAAGCAGCAAGAUGAUGAUGAGGUAUUUACCGCUGUUCCUGAACGACUCGGUCUCGGCGCACCGGUACCCGUGAAAGAUGCGUUUAAUAGUCUGAAUACCUCCGGCACCGGCGGUAAUAAAUUAGACGAUAAGUUGAGGCAGAGAUUGUUGGGGCGGAAUGCGAAGAAGUUUAUGCAGCAGCAGCAACAACAACAAAAGCAACAGCAGCAAGCAGCGCGCGGAAAGACCGGACCAAGUGACGGUGUGAAUGCGAAAGCGAAAGAAAUAGAGGAUGAAGAGGAUGAGGAGGAAAGCCGGACGUCCUUAGGGAAAGGGAAGAAGAAGCAGCAGCAGCAGCAGCAUACCCAAAAACAGGCGCUGAAUAAUGAGUCUGAGGACAAUACGACGGGACCCGAUGAUACAAAUGGCGUGGAUGAGACGAGUGUCAACGACAGCAGUGAGCCGCAAAUACCUGCCAUACCUACCAUACCAUCCAACAAACGUAAAAAGACGGGCAAAGUCAGUUACUUGGAUGAAUUAUUACAGGAUCGGAAAAAGAAGAAGAAAAAGCGGGUGGAAUGA
Molecule: messenger RNA, 699 nt
Organism: Talaromyces marneffei
Lineage: Eukaryota; Fungi; Ascomycota; Eurotiomycetes; Eurotiales; Trichocomaceae
Exons: 2
Coding region: 1-699 (232 amino acids)
Source: RefSeq, a predicted model, not a curated record